AUGAAGAACGUCGUGGCGGUCGCGUGGAGCGUGGUGCUGGUCUGCUCGGUCGCCUUCUCGCCCCGUGAAGCUCUGGCUGAUCCAGAAGACUUCGGCGAAGUUUCCGGCGACCCAGAUGUGCAGCCCCCCGAGUUUCCACAGAAAGGGGCUGUGAACACCAUAUCAGCCGAGGAGCUGCCGGCGGAGGCGCAGCACUGGCUGCGUGUGUCUCAAGAGUCGAAGAAGAACAAGUUCGCCGAACUGGCGAGAAGCGCCGUGUCACGAAUUCAGGAAGGCCGGCAAGCGUUGAUGCGCUUGAGGGGGCUAGAACGGAGAUGCCAUCGAGCCGCACAGGCGUUCGUCGUGAUUGAUGGCGGCAGCAGCGCGACCCGAGCAAGCGUUUUUCUGGCUACCACCUUGGCGUGCCCGCACCAGGGGCGUCGCGUGAUUCCGUCUUCCAUUCGUCUAAUUGCGACUGGAGAGCGCCACCCGGGGCUGCGCGAGGUCUUGGAGAAGUGGCUGGAUAAGCACGCUGGGCAGGACUGGGAAUCUCGAGAAGUCGAUUCCAGGCUCCUGCUCAGAAACUUCCGCCAUAUGUUGGAGACCGCUCAAAAGUUUAUGAAGGUGCUGGAGGAUGAAAUCGUGGGCUUGAUGGAGCGCGAACUUGCGGAUGAGCAAAAGAGGCAAGUCCAAGCUCUCGGCGUGCCGGUCAUCCUUUACAGCACUGCAGGCGUCCGAGAUUUCCAUGACUGGUACCGCGACGGGUUCUUCGUCGCAUUGCGCUUCGCACUCAAUCACUUCACGAAUACGGCUGGAUACAAGUUCUUCACAACUCCGGAACUCACACGCCCCAUUAGCGGCGCCGAAGAGGGUCUGUAUGCAUUCAUGACGUUGAAUCACCUCACAGGCCGCCUGACUGAGGAGAGCUCGUACUGCACCUUGGGGGCGGACGGUAUGCAGGCUUGCCGAAGCGAAUUGGCUGGCGUUCUUGAGUUUGGAGGCGCAUCGGCUCAGGUUGUUUUCCCUGUUGCACCUGCAGACGUCCUACCGUCUUCUGUGAAAGCUGUGAAUCUUCAGCGGGAACGUCUCUUGCCCGAGCGGUAUCCGCAAGCUGACGUCGUAUCUGUGUCAUUCAUGCAGGUCGGCGUAGCGAGCUCUGCUGGUCUUUUCUUGAAACAAGUAUGCAGUGAAAAAGAGUUCCUGAAUGACGGCAUUUGCUACAAUCCGUGCUUUUUCAAGGGAUAUGAACAAGACUGCUCAGCGGGAGACGUGUCUAUCGACCCCCUGACGGGGGACGUUACUGUGAGUACAGAAACGAGGAAAAACAAGCUCAAGCCGAUUGCAACCUACUGCUCACUGAGCAAUUCGGAAAUCCGGAUGAAGGCGACCAACGAGAUGCUUUGUAGGGAAAACCGGAUUGACCCUAGCCAGCCUCUGGAGCAACGGCUGCAAUUUGAAGGCUGCAAGAGGAUCAAAGGCACAGGAGACUUCGAUCGGUGCUACGCCCUGGUUGAAAGAUUCAUUGUCGGGCCUAAAUAUCCCCUUCCAGCGAAUAUCGAGGCAGCAUCUUCCGGCUUUGAGUCUCUAAAGCAGGUCUUUCAGUUCGCGUCCACGAGUGCCGCAAUGGUGAUCACCGGGGGGGCAAUGGUAGGAAGUAUCCGCGUUCUGAAAAGGGCUAACCUUCUAGGCAGCUCUUUUUCUGGCGACCCUCACGAACUCGAAAAAGCGGCGCGGAUAUUCUGCGGUGCGUCAGUGAAGGUAGAGGACGGAAAAGGCGCCGCAAUUCAUCUCCCCAAUCACCACGAGAAGCUUGGUGUGUGGACGUACGAUAUUUGCAAAGUCAUCGCGAUGAAUGUCGCCCUAGUCAAGCACAUGAUGGCAGCCGAAAAGCGACCGGCGUCGAUUAGCUGGGAGAAGAGCGUGAAGAACGACGAAGGCGUAGAAGUUGCGGAUCUCGGCUGGCACGUUGGAGCCAUCUUGCAGCAGAUUCUUGAUGUCGAGAAGUUUGGCCGCAUGGCAUAUGAGUCCGGAUGGACUUACAAUUUGUGA
Molecule: messenger RNA, 2028 nt
Organism: Besnoitia besnoiti
Lineage: Eukaryota; Apicomplexa; Conoidasida; Eucoccidiorida; Sarcocystidae
Product: GDA1/CD39 (nucleoside phosphatase) family protein
Exons: 1
Coding region: 1-2028 (675 amino acids)
Biological process (GO): nucleoside diphosphate catabolic process
Cellular component (GO): membrane
Molecular function (GO): nucleoside diphosphate phosphatase activity
Source: RefSeq, a predicted model, not a curated record